AAUGGAGAGUAUGUGACAUUGCGAGCUCUAAUCGAUCAAGGAUCCCAAAAAACUACUAUUUCCGAAGAAGCAUCUCAAAUACUUCAUUUACCAAGAAGAAGAGAAGUAACUGAACUACAAGGUUUAGGAAAUACCACAGUGGGAGUGUCCAAAUUUAAAAUCAAGCCGAGAUUCCUAAGCAACGAGGCGUACAAUGUCGAAGCACUAAUUUUGCCGAAAUUAGCGAGUGCUCAACCAGACAAAACGUUUAAAUGGGAUGUAGAACAAUUGAAAAACUACACUUUAGCUGAUCCCAGCUUCAAUAAAUCAGAUCGAAUCGAUAUUGUCAUUGGAAGUGACAUAUAUGCCGACAUACUAGAAGAAGGUAUAUUUAAAAAGGAUCGAAUACUAGGUCAAGCUACGAAAUUGGGCUGGAUAUUGUCGGGAGUUUUACAACAACCGAGAAAAAACAAUACAAUUUUAACAGCGGUUACUACAACAUUGGAGAAGUUUUGGGAAAUAGAAGACACUACAACUCCAGCAGAUACAGCAGAUGAUGAUGAAUGCCUAAGAAUUUUUGAAAAAACAACAGUAAGAAAUGGAACUAAUCGAUUUGUCGUCAAUCUACUUUUUAAACAAGAAAAAGAAUUGGGCGAUUCUCGCAAACAAGCUAUGGCGAGGUUUCUUAAUCUUGAGAAAAGGUUCGCUACAAAUAACGAGUUAAAACAACAAUAUGUGCAAUUUAUGAAAGAAUAUUCAGAAAUGGGCCACAUGGAAAAAGCAAGUGAAAAUAAAUGCGGAAAAUACUAUUUGCCACAUCAAGCAGUGAUUCGAGAAGACAGUAGAACGACUAAACUACGAGUAGUUUUCGAUGCGUCUGCAAAAACUACAAAUGGAAGUAGUUUAAAUGACAUCCUCUUCAUAGGACCGAGACUUCAAAGAGAUAUAUUUGACAUUAUAAUCAAAUGGAGACUUUGGCAAUAUGUAUUAACUAGUGAUAUUGAAAAGAUGUUUCGACAAAUUAAAAUAACAGAUAGUGAUCAAGAUUACCAACGUAUAUUGUGGAGAGAAACAAAAGGAGAGCCGAUAGAAGAAUACAAACUACAAACAGUUACAUAUGGGACAGCAUCAGCUUCUUUUUUAGCAACGAGAACUUUACAAGAAAUUGCCAAACUAUGCGAGCCCCACAACUAUUUGCUUUCAAACAUCAUUAAAAACGACUUCUACAUGGACGAUUUAAUGACAGGAGCAGAUUCAAUAGAUGAAUGUAAGGCCAUUCAGUAUGAAAUAUCGAAACAACUACAAAAAUAUGGAUUUCACUUAAGGAAGUGGAUGUCAAACAACAUUGAAAUCAUAGCAACAAUUCCGGUAAAUAACGCGAAUGAAGUAAUAAAAAUAGCAGAAGACGAAACAAUAAAGACAUUGGGUAUUCAAUGGGAUCCUACCAAAGACAUGUUUGGAUUUAAUACGAAUCUUUCAACGCAAAAGCUGGUUACAAAAAGACGAGCUUUGUCUGAUUUAGCGCGAAUUUUCGACCCAAUGGGAUGGCUUUCACCAACAACCGUUAUAGCAAAGUUAUUUAUACAGAAACUUUGGUUGAUGAAACUCAACUGGGACAAGUUACUUGACGAGAAUUUAACAAAAGAAUGGCAAGAGUUUAUGCAGCAUUUACCAGAGAUAAAACGAAUAAAAAUUCCUAGAUGGUUUGAAACUAAAAACAAUUUUAAAUUUGAACUACGUGGAUUCGCAGAUGCUUCAGAGAAAGCUUAUGCAGCAGUUGUAUAUGCUAAAGUUGGAUCAGUUAUAACAAUUGUUGCUGGUAAAACUAAAGUGAAUCCAAUUAAAAAUAAGAAAACGUUACCAAAACUGGAACUAUGCGCGGCUCACCUACUUGCUAAAUUGCUGCAAAGGAUAAAAACAGUCAUCAACAGAGAAAUGAAAAUAUUUGCUUGGAGCGAUUCAACUAUAACGUUAGCAUGGAUAAAUAAUUGCCAAAGUAAAGACAGAUUUAUUAGAACACGAAUAGAAGAAAUCAAAUUACUUGUUUCCAAUGCGAAAUGGCAACACGUUGGAACAAAGGACAAUCCAGCUGAUGUAGCAACCAGAGGGGUACUGGCGAACAAACUAAUAGAACACGAUCUAUGGUGGAAGGGACCAAAAUGGUCGCGAGAAGAGGAACAUCAUUGGCCAAUAAAGAAGAUUAUUCAAAUCGAUGCAACGUAUGUGACAACCUCAGAGAAAUUACAUUUCUUGGAUAAGAUCAUGUCGCAGAACAAUCUCAAUUACAUCGUCGACCCCAUUAAUGAUGACAUCGCAUCCUCACAAACUAUUUAUGUGAUGCAACCAAGUCCAAGCACAACAACAACUUCUUUGGAUAGUGCAACGUCGUCGGCAAUUCAAUCAGUAAUCAUCGACGCAUGUCAAAAGGCUGUUGAAAAGGUGGAGGAAAAAAAUAAGCUAAUAUUGUUGCGCCUAACAGAAAACGUUGAGGGAAUGCGCAAAGAAAUCAUUGAUCUUAAAAAAGCGGUAUCACAUAAUAACGCUACUAUUAUACCAAGCAAGCCGUAUGCUAAUAUUGAAGACUUCCUCAAUUUUGAGAAAACUAUUCUGGAAGAUAUAGAUAAAUUUUCCUUGCUGAAGGCAGAUCUAAAAAGAUGGUCAACAUCCAAUUCGAGAAAAUUUGUUACGAAAGCGUGGCAGAAGAUUAUGACUGACAACGUUGCUGAGAGCUUUUCCUGGCGAGGAACUGCAGAUAAGAAGUGCAUUAGGGCCUUCACUGUCGCCACUGCUAUUCAUCAAACUUUCGCUGAAAAUGGAGGAAAGGAAGAGGACUUUGUGUUUGCCUCUAAGUCAUAUUUCCAGUACGCAAAAAAUCGUAUUAAAAUUAAAACAACAAAAAAAGUAAACUAAAAUACUAAGUAGUAAUGAUUUUUUAAAUGAAAAAACAAUGAAGUUCCUAUUUUUAUAUUUUAAUGUAAUAUUAUUCUAUGAAGAAACCAAAUUUAAUAUUAAAACUGAUUUUUUAAAUGUAUCAAUAAAAAAACAUAUCCAAAACAAAGUAAAUGUUUAAAACGCUUACUUAUUUCAUUAAAAAUACGUGUUUUUUAAGCAUUUUCAAAACGUGUUUUAUAAGCAUUUAGAAAACGUGUAAUUACGUUACUUAAAAAACAUGUUUUGCAAUUGUCUUUUAAACGCUUAUAAUGAUGGGUCCGUUUCGAUUAUAAACCCCUUGCUUUGAUGUCUUUUGUAAAGGUCACAGCAGCGUUUUAUAAGUGUUUUGCUUACAUUUGAACGCUUACAAAACGCUUAUUUUUAUAUGUAAAUGCUGGCUGGGUACAGUCCACUAAAUGUCAAGUGCAAUGGUAAGCAACAAAAUUGUAAUAUGAGACUUGCUCAUAAAAAUGUGAAAAUCAUUGCACAUAAAAGAAAACUCAUAAAUUAGAGUAUACAUAAUACUAAUAUUAAAAUACAAAAUAUACAUACUCGAAAUAUUAAUGCACACAAGCAACAGAUAAGAAAGUACCAAGCGUGUGUACGUAUGUGUAUAAGUGCGUUAGAUGCACUAAUCUAAAAAACUAUAAAAUAUCAAUGCGUUGGUAUCUGAAAAAUGCAAUAAAAAUAUAAUACAUAUUUACACAUGUGUAUGCACACUAAGCAUACACACAUAUACAUAGUUAAGAAAUUAGAAUUAAGAAAUGUAUUGAGGGAAGAAAUUUGAAUAAAGAAAAUCAGAGUCAAAAGUGAACUCUCACAGUACAGACUUAAGCAAAGACUGUUUUUUCUGUACACGUGCAAUGCUACAAUUUUGUUGUGGUGCGUUCUGUGUAGUGUUUCUUGAAAUCGUAGGCUGCUUAACCGAAUUUAGCACCGUACGUCUGCCAAUGCUAAGAGUGUUCAAGAAGAAUUUUCUGCAAACUUUAACACUUUUUUGCUCGACUCUUACAUGGUAUUGAAAUGUUCGACUCCUUCUGCUCUUGUGUUUAUCUUUGCGAUUUCGCAUUCUUGCAGGAGUUGUUACUUGAAUCAAUGUAUUUACAUAAGUCUGUUUCUCUUUCCAGUCCAUUUGCCAGAAUUGUUUAAACAAUGCUUGUCUUUAGUCUUCAAUAAUUUUUGCACAGUGGAGAGCAGUAGAACUAGAGGCUUUUUUACAGCUACAUCGCUCUCCAAUGACUUUUGCAUUUCUAACUAAACUAACUCUAACUUUCUUUUUCCCCAGAUAAAGUGUCCCAUUGUUUCUCUGUUUUUUUAUUUUUUGCUGCGAACCAAGCGGGAUUAACCAUUUUUCCUCUUCUUUUGCGCGUUUGUGACUUAGAAGGAAGGUCAAGUGAUUCAUCCGAAUCGCUAUUAAAGCCAUAAGGCACCAGUCCUAAAACUUCAUCAUCUGCGUCAUUGCCAUAAUCGCUGCAAUGCUCGUUACUGCUUUUAUCACUAUCCAUUGAAUUGAAAUUCAUCCUAAAAAUAAAAAAUAAAUAGUUUUUAUUGAAAUUAUUUGAAUAACUACUUUAGCACUUUAUAAUUAUAACUAUUACACUUACGUAAAUCUUAAGCUUGUUCGUCGCGCUUAUAUACUUUUUUUCUAACCAAUUUUUCUAGUCGUUCGGGAGCACGAUUGCCGCUUCGUCAACCUCAAGUAUCACAAAAAAACACAUAAUCGAAGUGUCGAAUAACACAGCAGCAAUGCCGUGUUACCUAGCAAAAAAGACAAAGCACACUUUAGGUAGCAAUCACAUUGUCAUGUGGACUUAGCCCGCGCGAUUUGACAGUUGAGGACUUAGCACUUUUGCACACCACUGCCCAAAAUAGCUUUAAAAUAAAGUAAACCAAUUUUUUUUGUAGCUGAUGUGUUUUAUAUUUAUCUAUCGAAUCUCUUCAAAAUAUCAAUUUUGACCAUAAGUGGACUUAGCACCUUUGCACGUUAAGUCGACGAUAUAUAAAUUUAUUUUAUAUAUAGAAAAUGGAAAAGCUGAAGAAAGAGAGAAAGGUAAGCAUUGUGAUUUGUAUGUUGUCUAUAUAAUUAAAACUUUUAAUAUUACAGAAAAGCAUUUAGGGCAUUUGUAUAAUUCAAAUAUGAUAUUGCGAAUUACAAAAAAUUAAGGUGAGUAAGUUAUAGAUGAUUAACUUUACUUUAAAGAUAUGUAGUUACAUAGUGUAUAUUUAAUUCAAAAAGUUGUGUUUUAGAUUGUGCAUUUGCGUAAAAUAUAUAAUUUGUGCGUUAUAUCUAUAUGUAUGUGGGAACAAGUGAAGAUGAUGCGUUAUGCUUGACGUCCAAUAGCAAAAGA
Bactrocera dorsalis (oriental fruit fly) is the source of this 5258-nucleotide messenger RNA. RefSeq lists its product as uncharacterized. The transcript has 5 exons. The record is from RefSeq and is a predicted model, not a curated record. Bases 652 to 2889 code for a protein of 745 amino acids. Lineage: Eukaryota; Metazoa; Arthropoda; Insecta; Diptera; Tephritidae.